Gracilinanus agilis (Agile Gracile Mouse Opossum) is the source of this 1435-nucleotide messenger RNA. It is a transcript of the gene CCNB1, whose product is annotated as cyclin B1. Gene Ontology annotation, molecular function: cyclin-dependent protein serine/threonine kinase regulator activity. The coding region runs from base 1 to 1341 and encodes 446 amino acids. Gene Ontology annotation, biological process: mitotic metaphase chromosome alignment; mitotic cell cycle phase transition; regulation of cyclin-dependent protein serine/threonine kinase activity. Lineage: Eukaryota; Metazoa; Chordata; Mammalia; Didelphimorphia; Didelphidae. The record is from RefSeq and is a predicted model, not a curated record. Gene Ontology annotation, cellular component: nucleus; cytoplasm; cyclin B1-CDK1 complex. The transcript is spliced from 9 exons.
AUGACUCGCACCCCCAUCACACCACCCCCCUCCCUGUCUCAUUACACUGAUCCCAUCUUCUGUGAUCUACCCAAAAAUCACUGGGAGAAAGCACAGGGCAACAAAUACCAUCCAUAUAACAUGAAGAUCAAUGCUGAGAAUAAACUAAAGGCCAAUGUUGCAGGCGCCAAGAGGGUGCCUGUACCCACUGCUGCCUCCAAGCCUGGGCUGAGGCCAAGAAUGGCCUUGGGUGAUAUUGGCAACAAAGUGUGUGAGCAACAGCCUGCAUCAAAAAUACCUCUGAAAAAGGAAGCCAAAGCUCCCAUUGCAAAAGUCGCUGCUAAAAAAGCCUCCAAACCAGUAGAAAAAAUGCCUGUGCCUGAACCUGUUAAGGAAGAGAAAUUAAGUCCUGAGCCUAUUAAGGUGGAUUCACCAUCCCCUAGCCCAAUGGAAACAUCAGGAUGUGCACCUGCAGAAGAGUUUCUGUGCCAAGCUUUUUCUGAUGUCAUACUUGCAGUGAAAGAUGUUGAUGCGGAUGAUACUGCGGAUCCAAACCUUUGUAGUGAAUAUGUAAAAGAUAUUUAUUGCUAUCUUAGACAACUUGAGGAAGAGCAGGCAAUAAGACCAAAAUACCUGGUGGGUCAAGAAGUCACUGGGAACAUGAGAGCCAUCUUAAUUGACUGGUUGGUACAAGUGCAGAUGAAGUUCAAGUUGCUUCAGGAAACUAUGUACAUGACUGUGGCCAUUAUUGACCGAUUUAUGCAGGAUAACAGUGUACCUAAGAAGCUGCUGCAGCUGGUGGGUGUUACCGCCAUGUUCAUUGCCAGCAAGUAUGAAGAGAUGUACCCACCUGAAAUUGGGGACUUUGCCUUUGUAACCGACCACACAUACAGUAAGCACCAAAUUCGACAGAUGGAAAUGAAGAUUCUUAAAGCUUUAGACUUCAGUCUGGGUCGUCCUUUACCCCUGCACUUCCUACGCCGAGCAUCCAAGGUUGGAGAGGUUGAUAUUGAACAACACACUUUAGCCAAAUAUCUGAUGGAACUCACAAUGGUAGACUAUGAUAUGGUCCACUUCCCUCCUUCCCAGAUUGCAGCAAGUGCUUUUUGCUUGGCACUGAAAGUGCUCGAUAAUGGCGAAUGGACUCCAACUCUUCAACACUACAUGUCUUAUACUGAGGAGGCUCUUCUUCCUGUAAUGCAACACAUGGCUAAGAAUGUGAUCCUAGUGAACCGGGGGCUUACAAAAUACAUGGCUGUCAAGAAUAAGUAUUCCAGCCCUAAGCACGCAAAGAUCAGCACUAUUGCACAGCUGAAUUCUGUAGUAAUUCAAGAUCUAGCCAGGCCACUAACAAAAGUGUAACUCCUGAUCUUGCACUGUAGUGAAAUCUGCAAUAAAAUUGGCACCAUGUGCCUUUUUGUACAUAUUAUAGCUCCCAGAUACUUGUCAUAAUAAA